CAUCCUCCUCUCCUCCUCUCCCUAUCCCUUCUCCUUCUCCUCAUUCCGAUUCAUGUGGCUUUGUAGAUAUACACUUGCAGAGAAAGUAAAGGAGGAUUAACGAGAGAGAAAAACGAUAAAUACUAAAAUAAAUUUAUGGUUAAAAACAAAAUGGAUUGCUUAUGUUGUUGGUCUCUCUCGAAACCUUUCUAUCUCCUUCUCUUCUUUUUCUCCUUUCCUCGUAUGAUUGCCAGCGCAGCUUUCAAUCUCUCCACCAUCUCCUUUGAUGAAGGUUACAGCCCCCUCUUUGGCGAUGGCAACCUAGUUCGUUCACCUAAUGGUAGAACCGCCCGCCUCCUCCUUGAUCGCUUCACAGGUGCGGGUUUUAUUUCAUCCAAGAUGUAUAAAUAUGGAUUCUUUAGUGCUAACAUCAAGUUACCAGGCGAUUACACAGCCGGUCUCUGCGUUGCCUUCUAUACAUCAAACGGGGACGUGUUCGAGAAGACCCAUGAUGAACUGGACUUUGAAUUCCUAGGAAACACUGAAGGGAAGCCAUGGAGGUUCCAAACAAACUUGUAUGGUAAUGGAAGCACACGUCGUGGCAGAGAAGAAAGAUAUAGAUUAUGGUUCGACCCUUCCAAACAGUUCCAUAGGUAUAGCAUUCUAUGGACGGAAAAGAACAUCAUAUUCUACAUCGAUGAUGUUCCCAUCCGAGAGGUGAUUCGCAGUGAAGAAAUGGGCGGCGAGUACCCAUCAAAACCAAUGUCCCUGUAUGCUACAAUAUGGGAUGCGUCAAAUUGGGCAACUUCGGGUGGCAAAUACAAGGUCAAUUAUAAGUAUGCACCAUUUGUGUCAGAAUUUAAGGACUUUGUCCUAGAGGGAUGCCCUUCUGACCCCAUCGAGGAAUUUCCUUCAGUGGAAUGCUACGAGAGUUAUUCUAGGCUUGAGAGUGCCGAUUAUGCCACCAUAACAAGGAGACAACGGUCAGCUAUGCGUAAAUUUCGCCAGCGUUACAUGUAUUAUUCUUACUGCUACGAUUCAUUAAGGUAUCCCGUGCCACCACCAGAAUGUGUUGUGAUUCCAUCGGAGAAGGACAGGUUCAGGGACACUGGUAGAUUGAGAUUCGGUGGCAGCCAUCAAGGCCGCAAACGCCGCUCAAGGCGGCGAGGUCGAAUUCAAGUUUCUAGAAUAGAAUAUGAUCCGGAUGUGUGAUACCAUUUCAUUGAUUUGUAAAUUAGUAUUAUCGUAUGGGGUUUGUCUUCCAUUUUGUAUUUGUUU
This is a messenger RNA of Populus euphratica (Euphrates poplar), 1257 nucleotides long. Its product is annotated as probable xyloglucan endotransglucosylase/hydrolase protein 30. The record is from RefSeq and is a predicted model, not a curated record. Bases 136 to 1191 code for a protein of 351 amino acids. NCBI's taxonomy places the organism in Eukaryota, Viridiplantae, Streptophyta, Magnoliopsida, Malpighiales, Salicaceae. Gene Ontology annotation, cellular component: cell wall; apoplast. Gene Ontology annotation, biological process: cell wall biogenesis; xyloglucan metabolic process. The transcript has 4 exons. Gene Ontology annotation, molecular function: xyloglucan:xyloglucosyl transferase activity; hydrolase activity, hydrolyzing O-glycosyl compounds.